AUGUCUAAAAGUGUACCAUUUGUCCGCAAAUGGUCUGAUGCUCAUUCUGAACCACAGUACUUUAAUACCCAGGAGGAUCUUGAAAAGCACGUCUUUCGUGAUCACGUAAAGUCAACUGAAUUAUCAUCUUUUAUUCGAGUUUAUCGAUGUAUCUGGGAAGGUUGUAAAGAGCAACUGAGUAAUAUUACUAAGCUAGAAGAUUAUAAACGUGAUGAUAAUCGUUAUUAUGGUAAAAGCAAUGAUGAAAUUAUAUGGGAAACACUUUGGUGCUAUUAUAAUGAUCCGAAGAAAGUUGUAGUCUUCAGCAGAGGAAAUAAGUGUAAAAAUUCUUCAGCUAAAAAUUCUCUUAUUGUAAGUACUAGUAUGGGUCCUUUUAAAACAACAGGUAUAUUAGGUCCUGAAAUUGAUCUUGUUGCUGCAGCUGAUGCUAGUGCGGAAAUAACGCCAUAUCUGCUGAUUUGUGGAAUUUACAAUAAUCGUCUUUUAGUUAAUAAUAAAAAUUUUAAAAAUGGAUAG
Molecule: messenger RNA, 516 nt
Organism: Rhizophagus irregularis DAOM 181602=DAOM 197198
Lineage: Eukaryota; Fungi; Glomeromycota; Glomeromycetes; Glomerales; Glomeraceae
Source: RefSeq, a predicted model, not a curated record